This is a messenger RNA of Kluyveromyces marxianus DMKU3-1042, 600 nucleotides long. RefSeq names its product Rdi1p (gene RDI1). Gene Ontology annotation, molecular function: protein binding; Rho GDP-dissociation inhibitor activity. The coding region runs from base 1 to 600 and encodes 199 amino acids. The transcript has a single exon. Gene Ontology annotation, cellular component: cytosol; membrane; cytoplasm. Gene Ontology annotation, biological process: Rho protein signal transduction. The record is from RefSeq and is a predicted model, not a curated record. Lineage: Eukaryota; Fungi; Ascomycota; Saccharomycetes; Saccharomycetales; Saccharomycetaceae.
AUGGGCGAAGAAGAAGACUUUAAAGAGUUCGAAGAAGAAACCGAUAAUUACAAGGUGGGGGCCAAGAAAACGGUUGAGGAAUAUCAAAAGCUAGAUGCUGAUGAUGAGGCAUUGAGAAAAUGGAAGGAAUCUUUGGGUUUAGGUGGUGAUGUCCUACCAUUGGAAUAUCCCGGUGAUACUCGUCGUGUUGUGAUCAAGCAGAUCCAAUUGAUUGUUGACACUGAGCCACAACCUAUUACAUUCGACUUGACGAAUGAGAAGACUUUGAAAGAGCUUGCUUCUAAGAGGUACAAGAUCAAAGAGAAGUCCGUGUAUCACUUGAAAAUAACCUUUAAGGUGCAACAUGAAAUUAUUACUGGGCUAAGAUACGUUCAGUACACGAAGAAGGCUGGUAUUGCUGUGGACAAGAUCGACGAUCAUCUAGGUUCCUAUGCACCAAACACUGUCAAUAAGCCAGUUUACGAGGUUGAAUUGCCAGAAUCAGAAGCCCCAAGUGGCUUCUUAGUUCGUGGUAACUACUCUGCCGUGUCUAAAUUCAUCGAUGAUGAUAAAAACGAUCACUUGACUUUGAACUGGGGUGUUGAGAUCGUGAAAAGGUGA